Clupea harengus (Atlantic herring) is the source of this 3144-nucleotide messenger RNA. It is a transcript of the gene cd226, whose product is annotated as CD226 molecule. The transcript is spliced from 17 exons. Lineage: Eukaryota; Metazoa; Chordata; Actinopteri; Clupeiformes; Clupeidae. Gene Ontology annotation, molecular function: cell adhesion molecule binding. Gene Ontology annotation, cellular component: external side of plasma membrane. The record is from RefSeq and is a predicted model, not a curated record. The coding region runs from base 14 to 2083 and encodes 689 amino acids. Gene Ontology annotation, biological process: positive regulation of natural killer cell cytokine production; cytokine production; positive regulation of immunoglobulin mediated immune response.
CCCCUUAAAGUACAUGCAAACAGGAAGCACUGGCUGGCUGGAGCCUUGUCAGUCCUCAGUCAAUGCUGUAUUCAUUCUUGCCGAGAAGGCUGAGAUGGAGGCUGUACAAAAGGAUUACUGGUACUCGCUGGCACUUUUGACUUUUCUCAUUUUUUCACUUUUCAAAGCAACCGUACAGGAGAGCGCUGAUGAAGCCGUGACACUGGAGGAUGGGAUGAUCCUGGACUGCCAGUGCCCAUGGGACGGGAACCUCAGCAUGGUCUCCUGGACCAAGGUACCGGAUAAGGUCCCCAUAGCCGUCCACCACCCGCGCUAUGGGACAAAGCUUGCGGAGGGGUACGACAACAGGUUGGAGUUCCUGAAAAGAACCUCUAUGGAUGGAAGCAUCUCAAUGACUAAUGUCACGGAACAGGACGUUGGUCUCUAUCGCUGUUCAAUGCAGACCUUCCCUCUCGGAUCGUGGACCAGGGAUGUCCAGGUGCAGAAAGCGAACUCUUCGCCUUAUUUUGUGGUGGCUCUGAAGGAGGGCGAAAAUGUGACUCUGGUGUGCCCCCAGGCCAGCUCCACUGUCAAGCAUGUCCUCAUUAAGAAGGCUGAGGAGGGGACCACCCUCGGCAGCUGUAGACUGAAGGGCGGCGUGCUCGUGUCUGAUGCGGAGCACCAUGACGAGGGUGUACGGGUUGACUGUGCCGCUCCCAUUGGUGUGAUCUUUGAGCUCUACAAUGUGGUUGAGGCCGACGAGGGCCGCUACUGGUGUUGGUCAGACACUGAGAAUGGGCUCGAAAUCGCCACGUUUCAACUGAUUCUCCACACCCAAGAUGCCCUUCACACACCCACGUCCGAUCCAGAGGAAGCAGCUGUGUCCUCUUCUUCCUCAACACUGCAGCCUGAACAGGUUUUAGAAGACCCAGACCCGGCUGACGGAAUACCCAUGACUGAGUUGCCCUCUUCAGAUGCUGCCAAUGGUGUGUCUUAUCCUUCAGCUCCAUCUGAGAGAAUCUUGACCACUGAUUCAGCUUCUUCAGCCACAACUAAAUCCGUGCCUGAUCCUCCAGAUCCAGCUGAGGGAAUAUCAAACACCAAACUGGCUUCAGUCGUAGCCACCACCACUUUGCCUCAUCCGCUAGCCUCUACUGAGGGAGUGUCUACCACUGAAAUGGCUCCUUCAGUCAAAGACACCAUUGUCUCUCCCUCAGCUCCAUCUGAAGGAAAAGCCACCACUGAAUCUGCUCUCUCAGUUGUAGCCACCACUGAAUCUGCUCCCUCAGUCGUAGCCACCACUGAAUCUGCUCCCUCAGUCGUAGCCACCACUGAAUCUGCUCCCUCAGUCGUAGCCACCACUGAAACCGCUCCCUCAUUCGUAGCCACCACUGAAUCAGCUCCCUCAGUCGUAGCCACCAUUGUGCCUCAUCCUCCAGACCCAGCUUUAACUGAGGGCACAUCUUCCUCUAAAUUGGCUCCUGCAGUUAUAGCCACCACUGUGCUUCAUCUCCCAGCUCCAUCUGAAGGAAUAGCCACCACUGAAUCCGCUCCCUCAGUCAUAGCCACCACUCUGCCUCACCCUCCAGGUCAAACUGAGGGAACAUCCACCACUGAAUCAGCUCCCUCAGUCAUAGCCACCACUGAUCCUCAUCCUCCAGACUCAGCUGAGGAAAUAUCUACAACUGAAUCAGCUCCCUCAGUCGUAGCCACCACUGUUCCUCAUCCUCCAGAGCCCUCUGAGGACAUGUCUACCACUGACCUGUCUCUCUCAGUCAAAGCGACCACUGUGCCCCAGUCCUCAGAUGAGGUGAACAACCAGCUUAUCCCUGACGAGUACUGGAUCUACAUCUACUCUGGAGCCGGUGCCACUGGGCUCUCUCUCCUCGUUCUGAUCACGGUGUUGGUGUGCUGCCACAGGAGGAGAAAGAGGCGAGAGGCAUACAGGGUCAAACUCCAUCCCGGGAAAAGAUGGCGCGACUCGGAGCAGGGAGGCUUCUACGACCGCAUGAGAAAGGGAACCAGGUUCGGGAGGCACGAGCCCAUUUAUGCCAACGUCCGCACGGGACAGAAACACAAACACAAGCCCAAGAGGAAGAGAUGAUUUCACAACCACCCGAAACCACCACAACCACCCGAAACUCACUCACGCAUGCACACAUACACACCACCCACAACAACAAGAAAACAAAAAAAAAACUGUUUGGCUUUUGACAAGUUUCGUUUACGGUCAAGCGAACCACGAGAUGUGAAGACUGUGUUUCAUAUGAAGGAAGAGUACGAGUCAGAGUGAAGCACAAGAAACACCCUGUGAUGUAACUAAACAUGUUGUGGAUAGUAACACAGGAUCCCAAGAAUAAACUCCACCAGUGAAAGAUAACCAACCAUUAUGGAAGUAAUGCUUCCAGAAAAGAUCCAUCACUACUUCAGCAUAACCUUCAUCUUGCCUUUCAAAUCUACCAGUCACGUCAUGCUAUGUAACCAUGCAUCUAAAUUCAAUACUUAGUGUUAGAGUUUCUAAUUCCAAUGUCAUUUGAUUUUAACAGAGAAGGUUCUUCUCAAAUUAUUUAAGUAGUCAAAUGAUGCAGGACGAACCAUUUCCCUACCUGGAACUUUCUACAGACAAGGUUCUUUGUGGCUCUCAAAAGUCAUUUUUAGCGGGCAGUGAAAGAGCAGUUCAUCUUGAAGGGUUGCAAGUAAAAUCUGAAAGGUUCCUCUCUGGAACUUCUCCACAGACCCCCCUUAAUGAUUCCAGAUUGCACUUUUAACUUUUGGUGCACAGCUCCCCAAAAUGGCAGCUGUCAAAUGGAUCUCGCUCUGAUCCAUCAGACCUGCGCCAGAUCUCCUCCAGAAUCAGCUGAUGGCUACCAUUCCUCAGAUCCCUCAUUGUCUCAGUCUGACGCCUCUGACAGUGAAUGCAAGUUCUGUGGCAGCCCAAGGCUCUAGUCGUGGAUGAAUUAGCUAUUCACUGCCAUUGUAGCGGAAUGAGGUAAGAAUGUUCUGCCUGCUUUCUUUAUCUGUGCAGAAAUGGAACCACAGACUGGAAAGAGAAGCUGUCUACUUUGCUAACAGAGGAAAGAAAGAUGGUAGACAAUGUACUCAUGGAACAGUUUUUGUUUCUUUUUUUUCUUUAUUUAUUAAAGCUACUUGCCUUAAAAGAACGAU